GCUAAAGGUCAUAAAGAUGGUAGCGCCCUAUGAUGACAUUUUGGUUAACUUUCAUUUUUAAACAGUAGGCCUAAUCGUUGAAAUUAGACUUCAGGUAAAAUGUGUGACUGAGCAUUGGAGGUCAGUGUGACAGGCAUUGAGACAAUGAGAGAGGGAGACAGAUUUCAUCAGCAUUAACGGUGAACAGAAUGAUUAUAAUGAAGAUUAAGAAAAUAAUACCUUGGACUGCCUUUGUACCAUGGAAUCAUAACAGAAGUGCUUUGCUGGGGCUCAUCACUGAGAAUAUCCGUUUUCUUUAUAGUAAAACUGGAAUAUGGGACAAACAGUUAACACCUGAAACAAGACUAGAAAUAGAAAAACAUUGGAAACCUAUCGUUCAAUUGUAUGAUGAAGAACAGUCUAAAUUAUCAGAGUCCCCAUUAAAAGACAGCAAAGAAAAAUUCUAUGCUUUGUCCAUGUUUCCUUAUCCAAGUGGAAAUCUUCACUUAGGUCAUGUUCGAGUGUAUACUAUUAGUGACAUAAUGUCACGAUACCACAGAUCACAGGGGAAAAUAGUUAUACACCCUAUGGGAUGGGAUGCAUUUGGAUUACCAGCAGAAAAUGCUGCAAUGGAAAGGGGGAUACCACCAAAAGAAUGGACUUACAGCAAUAUCAAGAGAAUGAAACAACAGUUAAAAGAUUUGGGUUUCAGUUUUGAUUGGAAUAGGGAACUGGCCACAUGUGAUCCCUCCUAUUACAGAUGGACUCAGUUUAUUUUCUUGAAAAUGUUUGAGGCUGGUUUGGCAUUUCAGAAGAAGGGUUUGGUGAACUGGGACCCAGUAGAUAUGACUGUUCUGGCGCAUGAGCAGAUUGAUGAGCAUGGCUGCUCGUGGAGGUCAGGGGCCAAGGUGGAAAAGAAAUAUCUGACUCAGUGGUUUCUUAGAGACACAAGCUUCUCAGAGUCUUUGCUUAAGGGUUUGGAUGAAGUAGAUGCUAAUUUAUGGAAAGAUAUUAUUACCAUACAAAAGAAUUGGAUAUCUGAAUGCAAUGGCCACAGAAUUGAUUUUAAAUUAAAAUCUGAGGCCAAAGAUUGUGCAGAUUUUCCACUAACAGUUUACACAGAAGACUUAGAUUUAGUUUAUGGAGUAUCACAUCUUUGUAUCAAACCAUCUCACUACUUGUGUGUUGACUUCAACAGGAACCAAGUUGAUGAUGUUUUACCUGUGCAAGCCAUACAUCCUCUGACAGGUGAAUACCUGAAAAUUGUUGUGACUAAAGAGGACCAGAUGUACAAGAAUAGAGAGGUGAAGCUAGCCAUCCCUUGUAUAAGUGAAGAAGACAGAGAAGUGGCAGACAGACUAAACAUUUCUUACACCAAUGUUUUAGAUGGAACAAACACUGUGCAUGCCACAGAGCUCUGUGGCUUGAAUCGUAAAGAUGCAUUGGAGGUAGUUAGGAAAAAGCUUGUUACUCUGGGAGCAGGGGGUGAGAAAAUCAGUGAACAGCUGCAUGACUGGCUGAUAUCAAGACAACGCUACUGGGGAACUCCUAUACCUAUCAUCCACUGUGGGCAGUGUGGGAGUGUGCCUGUGCCAUAUGAAGACCUGCCUGUGACUCUGCCUGACACUUCACAGCUGAUUCUUAAGGCAGGGCAGUCGGUACUUGCUGAAGAUGAGAAGUGGAUCAACGUUCCUUGUCCCAAAUGUGGAUCUGCAGCCAAGAGAGAAACAGAUACCAUGGACACUUUUGUGGACUCAACUUGGUACUUUCUGCGUUACCUGGACCCCCACAACACCAACUUGCCCUUUGACCCAGACAGAGUCAAACAGUUUAUGCCUGUUGACUUGUAUGUUGGAGGGAAAGAACAUGCCCUGCUUCACCUAUACUAUGCAAGAUUUGUUUCACAUUUUUUUCACUCCAUUGGACUUUUGGAACACAAAGAACCUUUUAAAAAUCUCAUUAGCCAGGGAAUGGUCAAAGGUGAAAGUUACAGAGUGAAGGCAACUGGGAAAUAUAUCCCAGCUGAUCAAGUGGAUUUCUCUGGUAAAUCUCCAGUUGAGAUGGGUACAAAAGAAAAACUGAUUGUUGAAUUUGAGAAAAUGAGCAAAAGUAAACACAAUGGAGUCAACCCAGAGGAGGUGGUUGCAGAGUACGGUAUUGACUCUACACGUCUUUGUAUUUUAUCCAAUGUUUCCCCUCAGUCUGAAAGGAACUGGUCAAAUUCAGUCUAUAAAGGUGUAAUCAGCUGGCAGUGUAGGGUUUGGGGACUUGUCACUAGAGUCAGAGAAGAAAGCAAAGCUGACCAGACUAAAAGUGACCAGUAUAUCAGUGAACUGGACCUCAAAAACUGGGAAUAUAAAAUAAAUGAGACUCGAAACCAUAUUGUUCACCAAGUAACCAUACAGUUUGAGAAGUUGUUUUGUAUCAAUGCUGCCAUCUCAAGGCUUCAAUCUUAUGUCUCUUGGCUAAUGCAAGUCCCAGCUUCAGUGAGCAGCAGAAGUGAAGCUUUUGAGCGAGCAGUGGCUGAUCUGGUCAUUAUGAUCAGCCCGAUGGCGCCUCACUUUGCUUCAGAACUCUGGGUAGGCCUGUCUGAUGUGGCCCAACACAAUUCUCACCAGUGGGAGAACAGCGUUCUACAACAAGCUUGGCCUAAGAUAGAUGAUGACUUCCUUGUGCCACUCACAUUUAAGGUGAACAAUGUAGCAGUGGCUGACAUAGGAGUCCAGUACUCACGGUUUGGCCAGCUGGACAAGGAGGCAGCACUGGAGCUUGUACUCAAGGACAGCUUAUUCUGUGAAAAGUUCUCCAAUUAUCAUAUUCAAUCUUGUACGCUGUCUAAAUUCAGUACCUUUAAAGCUGAGAUCAGGCUCAAUAUUCCAGACUACGAGUUUCCCAUAGAAGCAACUUCAGUAUCAGAGGAAAAGAAAAUGCAAAAAAAACUGAGUAAAGAGAAGAGAAAGCUGUAUGAUAUUGAAAAGAAAUGACCACACAGUAUAAAUAGAUUAUAAGUAAUAGUAUGUAAAUAAAUGUAAUGUAUUUCUAAAAAUUUAGAGUGCUAUUUU
Messenger RNA from Physella acuta, 3041 nucleotides. RefSeq names its product putative leucine--tRNA ligase, mitochondrial. Gene Ontology annotation, cellular component: mitochondrion. NCBI's taxonomy places the organism in Eukaryota, Metazoa, Mollusca, Gastropoda, Physidae. Gene Ontology annotation, molecular function: aminoacyl-tRNA deacylase activity; ATP binding; leucine-tRNA ligase activity. Gene Ontology annotation, biological process: leucyl-tRNA aminoacylation; mitochondrial translation. The record is from RefSeq and is a predicted model, not a curated record.